Molecule: messenger RNA, 750 nt
Organism: Pseudocercospora fijiensis CIRAD86
Lineage: Eukaryota; Fungi; Ascomycota; Dothideomycetes; Mycosphaerellales; Mycosphaerellaceae
Exons: 2
Coding region: 1-750 (249 amino acids)
Source: RefSeq, a predicted model, not a curated record
AUGCGCACAUCGCCUUUGCUCCUCGCUCUGCCGCUGGCAACCGCGCAACAGAUCCCUUUCCUUGACGAAGUUAAGGGCUGGUUUGCCAAAGCGACCUCAUCGGUCGCAUCUGUCGUGGAGAAGGCGACCGAGUCCGCAUCGAUACCCAAGAUCCCCGACCCAGUAGCAGCGGCUUCUGCGAAAGUUGCCAAGCUCAACGUUGAGAAGCUCAAUAUCAGCAAUUAUAAUGAGAUAGUGAGGCCCGGUCAUCCAAAUGCAGAGCCCGGCAUUGAGACCUGGAUGGUCUUCGUGACUGGAGGAAACAAGACCUGCUAUGGAAUGUGUACGAAAGCUGAGACCGCGUUCAAUGAGUCUGUGCCUCUUCUCGCAGCUGCUCCAAAGCCUCCCAAACUUGGAGUGAUCAACUGCGAAACGGAUGGCGUUUUGUGCCACGCAUGGGCCGUGAGCCCACCUUCGUUGUACUACUUCCAGCUUCCUCAACCAUUACCGGACCAGUCAACUCCAGCAUCCACCGUGCGCUCGAUCAAGCUCAACCGCACCACAGUCACCGCACCUGAAAUUGCAAGAGUCUACCUGCAAGAGAAAUACCUCGAGACUGAGCCAUAUGAAGGCUUUUUCCAUCCUUUUGACGGGCCAUUGGCCAAGUACAACCUCGCGAUCCCGUUUGGAUAUGUUGUCUGGGGUUUUUCGCAGAUUCCAUCCUGGGCAUUCAUGAUUGGUAUCUCUUUCUUCAGCCGAACUAUCAUGUAA